Messenger RNA from Camarhynchus parvulus, 3023 nucleotides. RefSeq names its product inhibitor of nuclear factor kappa B kinase subunit beta (gene IKBKB). Bases 1 to 2274 code for a protein of 757 amino acids. Gene Ontology annotation, molecular function: IkappaB kinase activity; ATP binding. The record is from RefSeq and is a predicted model, not a curated record. Lineage: Eukaryota; Metazoa; Chordata; Aves; Passeriformes; Thraupidae. Gene Ontology annotation, cellular component: cytoplasm; IkappaB kinase complex. The transcript has 21 exons. Gene Ontology annotation, biological process: tumor necrosis factor-mediated signaling pathway; peptidyl-serine phosphorylation; positive regulation of transcription by RNA polymerase II.
AUGAGCCGCCCGCCCGCGCUGCAGGCGCUGACCUGCGGGCCCUGGGAGAUGCGGGAGCGCCUCGGCACCGGCGGCUUCGGCAACGUCAUCCGCUGGCACAACAAGGAAACCGGCGAGCAGGUGGCCAUCAAGCAGUGCCGGCAGGAGCUGAGCCCGCGCAACCGCGACCGCUGGGCGCUGGAAAUACAGAUCAUGAAGAGACUGAACCAUCCCAACGUGGUGGCUGCCCGUGAUGUCCCUGAGGGGAUGCAGAAGCUGGCACCAAAUGACUUGCCACUGUUGGCCAUGGAGUACUGCCAAGGUGGAGACCUCCGCAAGUACCUGAACCAGCUGGAGAAUUGCUGCGGCUUGCGGGAAGAAGCUAUUCUUAUCUUGUUAUCUGACAUUGCUUCUGCUCUCAGAUACCUUCAUGAGAACAGGAUCAUCCACAGAGACUUGAAGCCAGAGAACAUUGUGCUGCAGCAAGGAGAACAAAGGUUAAUACACAAAAUCAUUGACCUUGGUUAUGCUAAGGAGCUGGAUCAGGGUAGCCUGUGCACAUCCUUUGUUGGGACUCUGCAGUACCUGGCUCCAGAGCUGCUGGAACAGCAGAAGUAUACAGUGACAGUGGAUUACUGGAGCUUUGGCACGCUUGCCUUUGAGUGCAUUACAGGCUUCCGACCAUUCCUCCCCAACUGGCAGCCAGUGCAAUGGCAUACAAAAGUGCGUCAGAAGAGUGAGCUGGAUAUUGUUGUUUCAGAGGAUUUAUCUGGAGAAGUCAAGUUUUCUAGCAGUCUGCCCUGCCCAAAUAAUCUGAACAGUGUUUUGUCUGAGAGGCUGGAGAAAUGGCUGCAGCUCAUGUUAAUGUGGCACCCACGUCAGAGAGGUACAGAUCCUACGUACGGACCCAACGGGUGCUUCAGAGCUUUGGAUGACAUUUUGAACUUGAAGUUGCUUCAUGUUUUGAACAUGGUCACGGGAACUGUGCACACCUACCCUGUGACAGAGGAGGAGACUCUGCAGAGUGUGAAGGCCAGGAUUCAGUCAGAUACAGGAAUUCCAGAACAAGACCAGGAACUACUGCAGGAAGCAGGACUUGCAUUGUUUUCUCAGAAGCUGGUCACUAAACAUACAACUGAUAGCAAGGUGAAUGAUACUGCAGCUGCAGACACAGACCUUCUCUUCCUCUUUGAUACCAAGAAAGUUUCCUAUGAGGCUCAGGUGGCCUUGCGACCUCAUCCAGAAAGUGUUGACUGCAUCCUCCAGGAUCCAAAGAAGAAUCUGCACUUUUUCCAGCUGCGGAAGGUGUGGGGUCAGAUCUGGCACACGAUCCGGAUGCUGAAAGAGGACUGCAACCGCCUUCAGCAGGGGCAGCGAGCAGCCAUGAUGAAUCUGUUGCGUUACAACAGUACCCUCUCGAAGAUGAAGAACUCAAUGGCCUCCCUUUCUCAGCAGCUGAAAGCAAAGCUGGACUUCUUUAAAACAAGCAUCCAGAUCGAUCUGGAAAAGUAUAAAGAGCAGAUUGAAUUUGGAAUUACUUCUGAGAAGCUGCUGUUUGCCUGGAAAGAGAUGGAGCAAGCUGUGGAACUUUGUGGGCGGGAGGAUGAUGUGGACCAGUUAGUGAAGAGGAUGAUGGCCCUGCAGACAGACAUUGUGGACCUGCAGAGAAGCCCACUAGGUCGUAAACAAGGAGGAACACUGGAGGAUUUAGAAGAACAAGCCAGAGAGCUGUACCGAAGACUGAGAGAGAAGCCAAGAGAUCAGAGGACAAGUGGUGACAGCCAGGAAAUUGUACGACUGCUCCUACAGGCAAUCCAGACCUUUGAAAAAAAAGUUCGAGUCAUUUAUGCUCAGCUCAGCAAAACAGUAGUUUGCAAACAGAAGGCAUUGGAGUUGUUCCCCAGAGUGGAGAAAGUGAUGACUCUGAUGAGUGAAGAUGAGGAAACAGUUGUUAGGCUUCAGGAGAAACGACAGAAAGAACUGUGGAACCUCCUGAAAAUUGCUUGUAGUAAAGUACGUGGUCCUGUUACUGGCAGUCCAGAGAGCAUGAACACAUCACGUCUUGGUAGCUCGGGUCAGCUGCUGCUGCAGGUCCCUUCUGGAACAUACAAUUUGUCAGACUCUGUAAGGAAAAGUGAGGAGCUACUGCUGGAAUCUCGGAAACUUUGUAGCCAACUAGAAAAUGUGAUGCAUGACACAAUGAAGGAUCAAGAGCAGAGCUUUUUGGCUCUAGACUGGAGCUGGCUGCAGCUUCAGGUGGAAGAAACAAACAGCCCAGGACAAACGGAGAUGUAAAAUCACUUUGGUUGCCUCUGAAGCCAUGCUACUUUGGGAAGCCAACUGUGAAAAGCUGCUGCUCUGAGAAGGGAACAUCAAUUGCCUCCUUAUACUGUCACCAACUGCUUAUGUGAGACACAUGGCCUUAGCUUUUAGUACCCACUUCUCAGACACUUUUUCACACAGAUACAGUAGGGAAUGCCUGUUCUUAACUGCUUGGAAAAUGUUCUUAAUUGUGCCUUAAGACAGCAGAUACUCUGUCCUGAUAAAUCUUCCCUUAGGCAUCACCUGUGGCUGUUUUGCUGCAAUUUAGGCUUUCUAAUGAACAAUGGACAGAUACCCAGUCACUGGUAAUGUCACCUUCCUAAUGAACUGUGAACUUAAUUUCUUAACUUUGCUGAUUUGCACUUUUUUUUCUUUAAGUGUAAUGGUUGUACUUACCUAAUACUUGUUUCCUGUAUGGGAACGAAAUUAUCUAAAACAUGUAAACUUUUGGUUCGCUCUUUUUGAUGCGCUCAAUAACAUUUUAAUGGAAAAAGCUGCUUUCACUGUGCGGGUCUCUAAAACGUGAGAGGUGUAAGAAUGUUAUCCUAGAAACCACAGGAGAAGGAAAUCUUCAGUGUACAGGUAUCUUGUAACAAAGCAUUUGCAGAUUAUCUAUUAAUUAUGCUAAAAGUUGCAUGAAAAGGAAAAAAAAAAAGACCAAAAAACCCAGCUGGAUGGAAACUUGGUGAGAGUCAACACACACCAACCUUGUGUUCUGACCG